AAAAGCCUUAAAUCCUUCAAAAAAAAAAAAAAAAAGUGAUCAUGGCGGCCACGGCACAUAUCCUCGAAGGUUUUCAAGGAACGCCCUUUGCCACCACUGCGGCUAUUGGUGGUCUUUCUUUGUUGUUGUUUUUAUCACUCAGAAAAUGCAUCUUUGCAAAAAGGAGUGGAUUCUCCAAACUCCCUCCUGUCCCAGUCGUUCCGGGGCUGCCGGUGAUAGGGAAUUUGCUACAACUGAAGGAGAAGAAACCUUACAAGACGUUCACCAAGUGGGCCAAGACUUAUGGGCCCAUAUACUCCAUCAGAACUGGUGCUUCUACUCUUGUUGUUCUAAAUACUGCCGAAGUUGCCAAGGAGGCGAUGGUGACAAGGUUUUCAUCAAUAUCAACAAGAAAGCUGUCAAACGCACUAACAAUGCUUACUUUUGAUAAAUGUAUGGUUGCGACAAGUGACUACAAUGAUUUUCAUAAGAUGGUCAAACGUUACAUUCUCACAAAUGUUCUUGGACCCAAUGCUCAGAAAAAACACCGUUGUCACAGAGACGCUAUGGCAGAAAAUAUUUCAAAGCGAUUUCAUGCUUAUGUUAAGGACUUUCCUGGUGAAGCCGUGAAUUUCAGGACAAUUUUCCAGUCUGAACUCUUUGGACUAGCGUUGAAACAAGCCAUAGGAAAGGACAUAGAAUCAAUAUAUGUGGAGGAGCUUGGAGGGAAGUUGUCAAGAGAAGAGAUGCUUAAGGUUCUAGUGACUGAUUUAAUGGAGGGUGCUAUUGAGGUCGACUGGAGAGACUUCUUCCCAUAUCUGAAAUGGGUUCCCAACAACACCAUCGAAAACAAGAUUCGGAGAAUGAUUUUCCGAAAGCAAGCAGUCAUGAAUGCCAUUAUCAAGGAGCAAAAAAAGCGAAUUGCUUCAGGAGAGGAGUUAAAUUGCUAUGUGGAUUAUUUGUUGUCCGAAGCAAAAACUCUUACUGAGGAGCAAAUAAGUAUGUUGCUUUGGGAGACAAUCAUAGAAUCGUCAGAUACUACUUUGGUCACGACAGAAUGGGCAAUGUAUGAACUUGCUAAAGAUCCAAAACGGCAGGACUGUCUCUAUCAAGAAAUCAAAAAGGUUUUUGGAUCCGACAAGGUGACCGAGGAUCGCUUGUCUGAGAUCCCAUACUUGCUAGCUGUUUUUCAUGAAACUAUAAGGAAGCACAGCCCAGCUCCAGUUGUUCCUUUGCGCUAUGCACACGAAGACACCCAAUUAGGAGGAUGCUACAUUCCUUCUGGAACAGAGAUUGCAAUAAACAUAUAUGGAUGUAACAUGGACGAGAAUCAAUGGGAAAGUCCUGAAGAGUGGAUACCGGAGAGGUUUCUUGAUGAGAAAUAUGAUCCAAUGGAUUUGCACAAGACUAUGGCAUUUGGAGCGGGGAAGAGGGUGUGUGCAGGCUCGCUUCAAGCGAUGCUAAUCUCGUGCGCAAUGAUCGGGAGGUUGGUGCAGGAGUUUGAGUGGCAGCUGAAAGGUGGAGAGGAGGAGAAUGUUGACACCGUUGGACUCACCACUCACAAACUCCACCCAUUGCAUCCAAUCUUGAAGCCAAGAGAAGUACUAGCAUAAUAGGACUAGUUGGCUCUUGUGAAAGAUGCUGGGAGGAGUUGGAAACACAUUUAGAUGACGCGCUGAAGAAAUAGUCUCUCCUUUUUGUUUGUUUUUUUUUUUUUUUUGGUUGUUGUUGUUGCGGAAGAAGGAAUGUGACUGUGUACAAA
This is a messenger RNA of Morus notabilis, 1741 nucleotides long. Its product is annotated as ent-kaurene oxidase, chloroplastic. Gene Ontology annotation, molecular function: ent-kaurene oxidase activity; iron ion binding; heme binding. The transcript has 8 exons. The record is from RefSeq and is a predicted model, not a curated record. Gene Ontology annotation, cellular component: endoplasmic reticulum; chloroplast outer membrane. Bases 42 to 1592 code for a protein of 516 amino acids. Gene Ontology annotation, biological process: gibberellin biosynthetic process. Lineage: Eukaryota; Viridiplantae; Streptophyta; Magnoliopsida; Rosales; Moraceae.